Adineta ricciae is the source of this 2499-nucleotide messenger RNA. The record is from the annotation of a GenBank genome assembly. NCBI's taxonomy places the organism in Eukaryota, Metazoa, Rotifera, Eurotatoria, Adinetida, Adinetidae.
AUGUUCUCGUCAGCGGUGCUAUUUGCCUUUGCUCUCGUCGCAUCUGUCAAUGGAUUUUACAGUUCAAAUGACGAUGUCGUUCAACUAGAUCCAUCUAACUUUGACCGACUUGUCGUACAAAGUUCAGAUCUAUGGAUUGUCGAAUUCUACGCGCCAUGGUGUGGUCAUUGUCAAAGUUUAACACCGGAAUGGAAACGAGCUGCAACAGCUCUAAAAGGUAUUGUUAAAAUCGGUGCAGUCGAUGCUGAUAAUCACAAAUCUCUCGGCCAACAAUAUGGUGUAUCCGGUUUCCCAACGAUCAAAAUCUUUGGAACGAACAAACGCUCGCCCUCUAACUAUCAAGGUGGUCGAACAGCUGAUGCGAUCGUUCAAGAAGCUCUUAGCCAAUUGAGAACAAUUGUUAACGAACGAUUAGGUAAACGGGGAGGCAGUGGAAGCAGCGGUGGUGGUAGUAGUGGAAAUGGUGGCAAAGAUGCCGUAGAAUUAACAGACAGCAACUUUCAGUCAACUGUUCUCGAUUCUGAAGAACCAUGGUUGGUUGAAUUCAUGGCUCCAUGGUGUGGACAUUGCAAGAAUUUAGCACCAGAAUGGGCUCGUGCUGCAACUGAAUUGAAAGGCAAAGUUAAUUUGGGUGUUGUUGAUGCUACUGUUCACACUCAAUUAGCUCAACGAUAUGGCAUUCAAGGUUUCCCAACCAUCAAGUUCUUUCCCGCCGGCCGAAAAGAUGGUCAAGCUGAAGAUUACAAUGGCGGACGUAGUUCAGGCGACAUCGUUGCUUGGGCUCUGGAUAAACAUCAAGCAAAUAUUCCUCCACCGGAAGUGAUUGAAAUCACCGACCAAGCUGUUUUAGAUAGCAAUUGCGCGGAAAAACAAUUAUGCAUCAUCUCAUUUUUACCUAACAUCCUCGACUGUCAAUCAGCAUGCCGCAACAAACAUAUCGCUAUGUUGAAAAAGUUUGGUGAAACUUAUAAACGUAACGGUUGGGGUUGGUUAUGGGUUGAAGCCUUUCGUCAACCAAAACUUGAAGAAAGUGUUGGAAUCGGUGGUUUUGGGUAUCCAGCUCAAGUAGCAAUUAAUGCGCGUAAAGGCAAAUAUGUUGUCUUGAAAGGUUCCUUUAGUGAAUCGGGUAUCAGCGCAUUCUUAAAGGAGCUAUCGACUGGUCGUUUAACAAGUCCGCUUGUUCCCUUAAGUGGUGUCGCAGAUGGUAAAUUACCAACGGUUGAAACUAGCGAACCCUGGGAUGGUAAAGAUGGCAAAUUAGAAGUCGUUGAAGACAUUGAUCUUAGCGAUGUUAAUUUGGAUGAUGAUGAAGAUGACUUGAAUGCAAAGAAGAAAAAAUUGAUCUUUUUCAACAAUAUUUUCAAUAUUAAUCGUUUUUUAAUUGCAAAUUUUAUCACAUAUCUGCUUAUCUGUGAACGUAUUAAACAAUCCCAAUUUUCAGUUAGUCAAAAAACCGAUGUCAAACUUUCUCUCAAAAUAAACUUUGCACGUGCAGUUAGUGGAACCGAAGCAGAAAACUUUCUAUACAAUAGUUUAUUACGCUUAUCGACAUCUUCGUCGAUUCAUCAUUCGCAACAAUCGAAUCGUCUUGCCAUCACCCCGUCACCGACCAUCACACGAAGUGUUCAUCUUCUAACAGCAACAUCAGGAUACAACGGUCACGAGGACGAAGAGGAUGAAGAUAAAGGACAUUUGAGAAAGAAGAAAAAUUCACCCAAAAUCCAAAGAACCAAUCGAUCGAAUGUAUACGGUGAUGAUGCUUUCUUCACUGCUAAGAAUCGACUCGGAGAUUUCCUUGGCGUUGCGGACGGCGUCGGUGGUUGGCGCGAACAUGGCAUCGACCCUUCACUAUUCUCCAGUUCUCUCAUGGAAGCAUGCAAAUCUCUCGUAGAUAAUAAACUAAUCGAUUUAAAUCCUUUAACUCUUAAAGAAUUACUUUCCAAAGCUUACAAACAACUCCUAGAAGAGAAACAAUGCAUUAUUGGUAGUAGUACGGCGUGUAUCGUUGCAUUACAUCAUGAGAAAAGUAUUUUACAUACUGCAAAUCUAGGUGAUAGUGGAUUUGUAAUUAUAAGAAAAAACGCGAUUGUACAUCGUUCACAAGAACAGCAACAUUAUUUUAAUUCACCGUUUCAAUUGUCUAUUCAUCCAGAAAUGAAAGGUCAACGUUUAAUUGCUGAUCGCCCUGAACAAGCAUCAAUAACAUCAUUCAAUGUCGAAGAAAACGAUUGUAUUCUUGUUGCUACGGAUGGCAUAUGGGAUAAUUUACCAGAUUCGACUAUACUCGAAGAAGUGAACAAACUCGCCGAACCAACACUUGAUAAUUUACAGCAAAUCGCACAUGCGCUAGCCAAACGCGCAUUAGACAAUGGUCAUGAUCCGAAAUUCAAUUCUCCAUUUGCUAAAAACGCGAAAAAAGCACUCGGCAUCAAUAUUAUCGGUGGAAAACCUGAUGACGUCACCGUGUUAUUAGCGAUUGUAACGUCUAAAUGUGGAUGA